AUGUUGGCUCAGCCGUCAUCGCUGAGGAAUCUGGAGCCAUUGUUUUCGGCUGUCCGCAGCUGUCAACAACAACCAAAACACACAGUCAUCAUUGCACCAACGCAUCUUCACAGCCUCACAAGCACAUGGAAGUUCGAUUUGAUGAAGCGCAAACGCUUUGAAUGGGGAAUCAGCAGUCUGCCUAGAACGCCGAGCCAAUGGUUGCUUGUUUUCGAGCGCGGGUUGAUUGGUGGAGCGUCAGUUGCUUACUGA
This is a messenger RNA of Pyrenophora tritici-repentis Pt-1C-BFP, 252 nucleotides long. Lineage: Eukaryota; Fungi; Ascomycota; Dothideomycetes; Pleosporales; Pleosporaceae. The record is from RefSeq and is a predicted model, not a curated record.